UGAUGUUUCCGUCCACCACUGAGCUGUUCAGCAUGUGUGUCUGGUCCCAGUGUAACCUGUCUUAGAGGAGCAUUUACCACAAUGAUGUAAACCGAGAAGACGUAUCGAUUAUUCAUCGUUUUCUUUGUGUCUGCAGUUGUUUCCCUACCUCACUUAACCUGAGGUAUAGCAUUAUUAAAAUAACCCCUCCUGGAUGUAUUGCAUGCACAGAGCCCUGCAGGUGGUUUGACAAAACCAUUAAAACUACACCAGUCUAUAAAAAAUGAUUUAUAAAGGCUUGGAUAUGUUAAGUAUAUGAUAAUUCUUCCAUAUAUCCGUGCAGGACAAAAGGCCAAACCUGCACUGGAAGUGAAUGUCGCCUUUUAUGCAUUGUAUUUUCUCGAUUAGUGUGGCGGAAAUUUGUGGCAGCAACAUGGGAUUAUAUUUCUCAACUGAGCACUACAAAGCAAAACCCGAUCCGCUGCUAUUACGUAACAGCCGGUGACAUAACUCCCUCCAGCCUGGGACGGUCAGGGCGGACAGAGAGUGCAGGGAGGCGGGGGAGAGACCGGGGCGCACGGCCGGUCCAGCUGCACUCUAUCCUCUCUGCUGCUGCCGCCUCGGGGGGAAUUAAAUUAUUUCAAAAAAACAACCACACAAGAGGAGGUGUACUGUUGAACAAGGGAGAGCUGAUAAUAGAAAGGGUUACAAGAUGAAGACCGAGUUCUGGGACCCGCUGUGAGGACGGGAAAGGAGGCGAGAUGGCAGUGCAUGUUUUCAAAUGUCUGCGCCGGCCCGGGCGCUAGAGCAGCCAACAGGUUGUCGGUGAGCUCCAGUUUGGUCACAUUACCUUCUGAGUCAAAUGGCGGCAGGUUGAGUUCAAAAACCUACUGACAUAUAGCGAAGCGUCUGUGGUUUUGUGUGUGUGUGUGUGUGUGUGUGUGUUUGUUUGAGUGAGAGGUGAGUGUGUGUGUGUUUUGACAGGAGAGUUAUGGAAUAUGAGGAGCCCGACGUGACCCCAGCUGACACCCCCAUCAAGAGAGGAGGAGCCGUGUCCAAGAAGACUCAUUUGACCCAGAUUGAAGUUAUCCCAUGCAAGAUCUGUGGUGAUAAGUCUUCUGGAGUGCAUUAUGGAGUCAUCACUUGUGAGGGCUGCAAGGGAUUUUUCCGGCGCAGUCAGCUGCCUACUGUAUCUUACUCCUGCUCCAGACAGAGCAACUGUCAGAUCGACCGAGCCAGCCGCAACCGCUGCCAACACUGCCGCCUGCAGAAGUGCUUGGCGCAAGGCAUGAGCAGAGAUGCUGUGAAGUUUGGACGGAUGUCCAAACGUCAGCGGGACUCUCUGAUCGCAGAAGUGGAGAGACACCGACAGCAGCAGCAGCAACAGCAGCAGCUUCAGGGAGAUACCGCGUCUGUCUUGUCCUACCCCACCAAGGCUCGUCAAGACCGCUCUCCACAGCUCCUUCAGCCUAUGGCCUACUCCUUUACUGGAGAGACUGAGUUGCUAUCCUACACCUCUGAUGGCCACCCUUACCUGGUGUGCUCCCCGAAUGAGUCGCAGGUGUCAGGUAUGAUCUACCGAGGCUCCAGUGUCUCUCCUACAUUGAGAUCCCAGGGGAGGGGGGACAACGGCGGACACUCUGACAUAAGAGGAUUUGACUCCAGACAGCCAUCUCAUGAUCUGAUGGGGAUUCAUCCCUACAACCCUCUGGAGGAUCCUUACAGCCUCUAUCCCCACUCUGUGAGAAACAUAGAUGACCUCUGUGCCAGCAUUGUACGUUCCCACAGAGAGACCAGCCAGUACAGAGUGGAGGAGCUGCAGGCUCUCAGAUGGAAAGUGUUCAACAGGGAGGAGAUCCAAACCUACCAGAGCAAAUCAGUGGAUGAAAUGUGGCAGCACUGUGCUGUCCGACUGACUGAUGCUGUGCAGUACGUUGUGGAGUUCGCAAAACACAUCCCAGGCUUCCGGAUGCUGAGCCAGAACGACCAGAUUGCUCUCCUGAAGACUGGCUCCAUGGAGGUGGUUCUGGUCAGGAUGAGUCGAUCCUUCAACACAGAGAACAACACUGUCUUCUUUGACGGUAAAUUUGCUGGAGCUGAAGUCUUCAAGUCUCUGGCAUGUGGUGAUUUAAUCACAGCAGUGUUUGAAUUUGCUCAUGGUAUGUGUGCUCUAAAGCUCACUGAGCACCAGAUCGCUCUCUUCAGUGCUCUGGUACUGAUCAACACAGAUCGUCCAUGUCUGGAGGACAGAGGCAGAGUUCAGCGUGUGCAAAGAAGCGUGGAGUUAGGACUCACACACAUUUUACACCGAGACAACCAAGAAAGUCUAAUGCACAAGCUGUACCAGAAGACGGCAGUGUUGCGUUCACUGUGCAUUAUGCACAUGGAGAAGCUGCACUGGUUCAGUCAGCGUUACCCGCUCACUGCUCACUCCAUGUUCCCUCCACUCUACAAGGAGCUGUUCGCCUCUGAGGCAGAACUGCUGCCAGGGACCACUAACUGAUGAUUCACUAGAAUAUGACGCACACACUCAUUAUUUUAAAUCUCAUCGUUACUUCCUGACAGAAUCUAUUUUUCUAAUAAUGAAAAUAAAAGCACAGUGAUCGUAGUGUGUUAAGUAUUACAUGACUCCCAGCAGAGCUUUUUGGUAGAUUGUGUCAAACAUAAAUUUCAAUAUUUUGAUAGCUUAUAUUGAUUAUUCCAGAGAAACAUGUGUUUUGUUGUUUUAUGACAGUUCAUUAUCUGUGGGAUGAUUUUUCUCUCAGGAUGUGCUAUUGUGAUUCUGUCCAGUUACUGUGUGUACGGUGCAUUCAGACAUACAGACACAAAGAGGCAGGACAGCGGUCAUUGUCCACUGAAACUUAAAAUGGUAGCUCAGCAAAAAUCUCUCUUAGAGUAGAAAACACUGACUGGUUGUAGAAUUGAAAGGUGACAUUAAAAGUUUGUGAAUGCCAUCAGUUGUAAUCAGCUUAGACAAUUCUGUUGAGUUUGUGAGCAAGUGUGUAUUUUAGUCUGCAUCUAUUCAGUGUUUCUGCUCACAAAAGAGAAGAUUUUGACUGCAGCAUUGCUAUAGUGCAUGUGUGUGAUAAAGUUUUAUCUUUUUCUAUCAGAGGUAUCACUCUCAGUCUUUCAUGGACCUGCACUAUAAGCUGCACCCAGAACAAAUCACUCAGAUUGACUCCCAUCAGCUCGACACCAUUGUUCGAUUAUAAUAUUUGAAUGUUGAUAUAAAUUGCAUGACAAGUUCCCUACAAAACAUGAACAAUUUAAAGACAUCAGAUACAUGAAAUACCUAAACUAUAUGAUCUCAACUCUCUGUCCAGUUAGAGCCGAAGGUGUCAGAUAUUCAGUGCUGAACACAUCUGCCUCUUUGUAUCAGUAUGUCUGUAGAGAAAUGUUUUUCCUCAGGUUGAUGUUCUAAGUCCCACAAAAGCGCUGGUACCUCUAAAACUUUAUCCUUUGUGUUUGAAUAAAUCUUCACAGACUUUUUUUUUUUAAUCUUUUGAGCUUUUAAAAGAAGUUGCAUUAAAUGUAGAAAAAAAAUAUUCAAUUAAAAAAAAAAUGUGGAGACGCAGUAGAAGUCUCUUCCUCUGUGUGCAAACUUUUCCUUUUGAACGUACAUUAUUUUCUCUACAUAUCUCUGAGUAAAGCCAUGAAUAAAGAGGAAAUGAUGAGAGGUUUCAGCAUUAAGUACUGUAUAUGUCUGGACGUAGUCUCCUGAGAUCAUAAUGAAGAUGAUUCCAUGCAAAUCUUCUAAUAAACUGCUGAAGCUGUGACACCUAAUAGAUGUGGUAAUGUUGUUUCUGGGAAUAACUUGUCAUGUAAACGGUUGUGUAAAAAAAGAAAAAAGAAGUACUCCUGUUAUGGUAAAAGAAAUGUUUCUUCAUUCUCGGCAUAUUGAAGGACAGCCAGACAUCGUGUCAGCAACAUGUUGUCACAACAGCUGCAGCAUGAUUUCAUGUUAAACAGAGGAAAUAUUAGUCACUGU
Messenger RNA from Larimichthys crocea (large yellow croaker), 3967 nucleotides. RefSeq names its product RAR-related orphan receptor C (gene rorc). Gene Ontology annotation, cellular component: nucleus. The transcript is spliced from 12 exons. Gene Ontology annotation, molecular function: nuclear receptor activity; RNA polymerase II cis-regulatory region sequence-specific DNA binding; zinc ion binding. Lineage: Eukaryota; Metazoa; Chordata; Actinopteri; Sciaenidae. The record is from RefSeq and is a predicted model, not a curated record. Bases 971 to 2482 code for a protein of 503 amino acids. Gene Ontology annotation, biological process: regulation of transcription by RNA polymerase II.